Molecule: messenger RNA, 2068 nt
Organism: Uranotaenia lowii
Lineage: Eukaryota; Metazoa; Arthropoda; Insecta; Diptera; Culicidae
Product: oocyte zinc finger protein XlCOF7.1-like
Exons: 3
Coding region: 220-1974 (584 amino acids)
Cellular component (GO): nucleus
Molecular function (GO): zinc ion binding
Source: RefSeq, a predicted model, not a curated record
UUCACGCGUGAAAAUUUUUCUGUGCCGGUAACGCUGUUCGUGCGCGAAUCAAAAACUGCUUUCCUGUGUAAAAUAUUGUUUUAUAGAGUUUUAACCCGUUUCCCAUUCAUUUUUAAUAUAUAGACAUAACUAAAGCUAGACCGGAAAAGAUUUUACGUUGUAAAUUGUGUAUAUUGCCGAGUUAAACAAACAAACCGAGUACGCCGAAUUAAACAGGAAAUGGCUUCCGUGCCGUCGACUCAGCAGAAAGAAAUUUAUCUUUGUCCAAUUCAAACCGGUGAAUGUUUGCUGUGUCUGUCUGACUAUAACCUAGUUCCGCUUUUGAGUGAUUUUUCCGAAGCCAAUCAACAGGUUCAAAUUUCCGAGGUAAUCAAGUUGCUAACCGGUGUUCAGGUACCAAUCCCGAAUGAGGACACUAAUGACGACCAGUCCCAGGUCUGUAACCAGUGUCGAUGCGAGCUGCAAGAUUUCUGGAAAUUCCGUAACAUGUGCCGGGCAGCAAAUGCAACCAUAGUCCAGCAAGGUGUAUCCCUGAAUGGUAACGAUCCCUGCUGUAGGUUGUGCUUUUCGGUUUCCAAUCUGGAACCCUUGUUUUCCGAACGGUCCAGCAUUAUGGAAGCCGAAUUAACGAUGGACAAAAUGGUUUCCGAUUUAAUUAGCAUUGAGCUAGACCCAAAAGAUGAGGUUCAUGUUUGUAACUUUUGUGUAAAGAAAAUAGGCGAAGCGGCCACUUUUCGAAAAUAUUGUUUGAAAUUACUGAACAAAGGAGAAGAUCCCGUAAGCAAUGAGAUUACCACGCCAAUUUUAGUGUAUCCCAAACUUGUGAGCCAAGAUGCCGUAACGACAUGCAAUAGUUCCGAAUACAGUCUCCAGUAUUCUAGAAGCGAGUCCAGCCGUUCACCGAGUGUUUACAAUGACCCUGAAUCUAUGUUCGAAACAAUGGCAGUUGACGCAGCGCCCAGGUGCGAAUCGUGUGAUAAAACCUUUAAAACGGCCAAUCGCCUAAUACGACACAAUAUGUUGUAUCACCGAAUCUCCACCACACCGGCUCUUCCACCGCCUGAACCUUUGAAAGAUUCGGAAGAAAAACCUAUGGAUUAUGAACUAUCGGAAACGCACUCCCCGGCCAGUACCGGGGAAAUAAAAACAAAAUUUCUUCGGUGCGAUGCUUGUAACACUUAUGUCAAAAGCAAAGAACAGCUGGCGAACCACACAUGUAUCAAAAUACGUAUCGGCGGUAGACGGCGCCGGGUCUCGAUUCCCAACAUAGCCGGGGACAAAUUCACUCUUUGCGAAAUUUGCUACGAGUGCUUCUGCAGUAACGCACAGCUAACGGAACAUCAGCAGCAGCAACACCCGGACGCAGAAGUCUCUCUCAAAUGUGCACCUUGCAAAAAACGCUUCCCCAACAGCGAUAGCCUGCGAUCGCAUUUGUUGUCCUAUCAUUUCAACUAUUAUCCGUUCCUGUGCGAUGAUUGUGGUAACAGUUAUCACACUGCUCUGGGGUUGCAGACCCACGUCCUUAAAUUUCACACCGGUGAACAUUUUGUAUCCGUUUACUUUUGUCAGUUUUGUGACAUUAGGUUGAGCACAUCUGAGCAACGCACGGAACACAUGAAAGAAGCCCAUAAUUAUGCAGGUCCAGCUUAUCGCAUGCUAUAUCGUUGUACCGAAUGUCAAAUGGAAGUCGUUUAUCGGCGACCACACUCCAACAGUCACCCAGCUCGUGCUCGCACCAUGCAUCAGGACAAAUGGUUCACCGAAAUAUACCGAUGCAACCGGUGUCAGCCGACGAUAGCAAAUGAUGGCUUUCCCGAUAUGGUCCAGAUGGCCGAGCAUCUGCUGUCGGAGCAUGAGGAAAAGCUUGAUCAGCCGUUGGAUCUAGCGUGUUGCGAGUGUGAAGCGAGAUUCGCGGAAGUGCCUCACUUGCGGGUGCACUUCCACCGAGUACACAACAAAGAGGGUGACGAAUGAAUCGGUAAGUACCUACCUGUGCUCCGCCUAUAAUUAUCACUAAGAUUUUUCCCGUAUGGUUAUGAAAAUAAAAAGCGACAGAUUUGUAUUCAAA